Molecule: messenger RNA, 828 nt
Organism: Rosa rugosa (rugosa rose)
Lineage: Eukaryota; Viridiplantae; Streptophyta; Magnoliopsida; Rosales; Rosaceae
Exons: 1
Coding region: 153-689 (178 amino acids)
Molecular function (GO): acyltransferase activity, transferring groups other than amino-acyl groups
Source: RefSeq, a predicted model, not a curated record
AUAAAAUUCUCUCGCACCGUCGAGAUUCUCCAUAAUAUAUAUAUAAAUUUUUUUUUUGUUUAAGAAAUCCAACCCGUCCAAGGUUCCAUUCCUGGAUCCGCCAUUGGUGUUAACCUCAAUUCACAAUCAGAACCAUACCAAUCACAGAGGAAAUGGAUAACACCGAUAACAAUUCAUUGGCGAUCACACUCCGUCCUUACAGACUCUCAGAUGCUGAGGAUUUCUUGAUGUAUGCUGGUGAUGAAAGGGUGACACAAUUCACUCGUUGGAACACAUUCACUUCUGAAGAACAAGCACUCACCUACAUUAAGGACUUCUGUAUUCCUCACUGUUACUGCAAAUCCAUCUGCAUCAAUGACCGUUCGAUUGGAUUUGUCUUCAUCAAGCCACACGUAGAUAAUGACAAGUGCAGAGCAGAGGUUGGGUAUGCGUUAGCUGUCGAGUAUUGGGGACAAGGCAUGGCAACCAGAGCUGUGAAGAUGGCCAUCAUUGAUGUGUUCAAAGAAUUCACCGAUUUGGUUAGACUUCAAGCUAUGGUUUUGGUAGAGAACAAGGGUUCCCAGCGAGUGUUGGAAAAACUUGGGUUUCACAAAGAAGGUCUGUUGAGGAAGUAUACGAUUCAUAAGGGCACAGCUAGUGAUAUUUUCAUGUAUAGUCUUCUGUCCACUGAUCCCAUGUCAUUUUGUUAAGUUUGAAUUUGAAACGAUUGAUAGUAGCAGAACGUUUGAAAUGUUCUCUUACAUGAUAACCAUGUCAUUUUGUCAAGCUAUCCCCUGAAUGUUCUUAAAAGUUUUCUACAUGUGUUAUGUCAAGUUGCUAGACUGUCAA